AUGGCUGCCCAGCGCGAUGUGAGGUGGUCGCGGCUAUUACUGUGGAGGUUGUGGCAGGCCCGGGGGGUUCCACAAAACUUGGGAUCGGGCCUGGGCCUAAAAGCGAGAACUUACUCCCGGAGCGACGGCCCGUACUCGCGCACGGCGCUCUAUGAGCUGCUCGGCGUCCCCUCCACGGCCACGCAGGCGCAGAUCAAGGCGGCUUACUACCGGCAGAGCUUUCUCUACCCGGACCGCAAUGCCGGGAGCGCCGAGGCUGCCGAGCGCUUCACGCGCAUCUCCCAGGCCUACGUGGUGCUGGGCAGUACCACCCUGCGUCGCAAGUAUGACCGCGGCCUGCUCAGCGACGAGGACCUGCGCGGCCCCGGGGUCCGGCCCUCCAAGACGCCCGCCGCCGAGCCCGACUCGCCCCGCACCCAGCCGCCUGCCUCUCGGACCCAGGGCCGCGGUCAGGCCUCGUCGGGAGCCAACCGCACCAUGUUCGACUUUGACGCCUUCUACCAGGCGCACUACGGCGAGCAGCUGGAGCGCGAGCGGCGCCUGAGGGCCCGGCGGGAGGCCCUUCGCAAGCAGCAGGAGGACCGGGCCAAGAAGGGCUUACGCUGGGACGAGACCCGAGACACGGCUUUAUUCUUGGCUCUGCUCACAGUUUUCAUCAUCAUGGGCUUUCGUUUUUAAUCGGAGAGCGGAGGGAAGGGGAGCAGCCGCGCCACCGCCCCCCCACCCCCAAGAAAACGGCCUUUCCUGUCUUCUUGAACCCGUUGCCUCCAUUGUCUACUGUUGCCUACCUCUACUGGGGUCCGAAGGAACUGCUCUCCCCUUUCCCUUCCCCACCCGGCCAGCUUAGCCAUUGACCUGCAUAUCCCUACCCCUCUGGUUCAGAAAAGGAGGCUUUUUGAUGCCCAAGAAAAAGGCUCCCAAUGAGGAGUCCCGAAAGCCCGAGUGUGAGGGGUUUCCUGGAGGCCCUGGGGUUCCUGCUUCCAGAUGUCAAUUUCUGGAUCACUUGCUGUGGCUUUCCUGUAAAGCUCCGAGCAAGACUCGUCUGCUGCUGUGGGGCUCCUCUGUAACCUUGAAACGUGCAAUGUGACCAAUUGCGACUGCCAAAAGAAAAA
Messenger RNA from Mesoplodon densirostris (Blainville's beaked whale), 1112 nucleotides. Its product is annotated as dnaJ homolog subfamily C member 30, mitochondrial-like. NCBI's taxonomy places the organism in Eukaryota, Metazoa, Chordata, Mammalia, Artiodactyla, Ziphiidae. The record is from RefSeq and is a predicted model, not a curated record.